Daphnia pulicaria is the source of this 1573-nucleotide messenger RNA. It is a transcript of the gene Nsun5, whose product is annotated as 28S rRNA (cytosine-C(5))-methyltransferase-like. The transcript is spliced from 7 exons. Gene Ontology annotation, biological process: rRNA base methylation. Gene Ontology annotation, cellular component: nucleolus. Gene Ontology annotation, molecular function: methyltransferase activity. The record is from RefSeq and is a predicted model, not a curated record. Lineage: Eukaryota; Metazoa; Arthropoda; Branchiopoda; Diplostraca; Daphniidae. The coding region runs from base 114 to 1463 and encodes 449 amino acids.
CGCCAUCGCGGUCUUCACGUCAGACACGUCUGUACUUACGAGCUUUAGUCAUCCAAUCACCGUUUCCUAUUGGUAACUCACGUGAAGGUUUAUGAACACGUGAUAUAUUCUAAAUGGACGUUAGAGUUAAUCCAUCACAGCAGACUCGAUCAAAACGUGUUACUGUCCCUGAAAUCUACCGAAAAGCGGCCCGAAUAUUAAAAUCAGCUGAAGAGAGGAAAGGAAGUCUCAAGAAUUUAAUCUACUCGUCCGGUUUUCGUGAUGUCAAACCUCUAUAUGCUUUGGUUGCAGAGAGUUGUAAACAUCAGAUUGAAUUGGAUGAGCUAGUUAACAACACAGCAGGUCUCCAAAAUGUGCAACCUUUCGAUCCCCACUUGGCCAGGAUAUUGAUCACAGAGUUGCUUUGGGGAAAAGGGUACUUGAAACCUGAAAAUGCUCGGGCCAUCAGGAUAAUUCUAGAGUUAGAAAAUGAUCUCAGACAGGCAUUAGACGGCAUGAAUUCACAGGAAGACAAUGAUUCUGUUCACCAAAUUUCAGCUCCGCGAUAUGUUCGUGUCAACACGCUCGUGUCCACCACCGAAAAGGUCUGCACUAAGUUGAUUGCAGAAGGAUGGAAGCAAGUAAAAUCAAAGAAAAAGACCGGCUACGAAGGUUUCAUCGAACGAGUUAAAAGUCUCAGUGAAAAUGAAUUCAUUGUGGAUUUUCAUCUGGAUUUCUUGUUGGUUUUCCCCUCAAGGGCACAAUUCCAUAAUCACGACUUCCUGAGAAAUGGAUCUAUUCUACUUCAAGAUAAAGCAAGUUGUUUGUCAGCAGUGGCAUUACAGACCAAACCAUUUUACGGCAAGAUGAUCGACGCUUGCUCUGCCCCUGGAAUGAAGACUUCCCUGUUAGCUGCACUAUCCAAUAACCAAAGUGCCAUCAUUGCAAUCGAACGAGAUGCCAAGCGAUGCAAUACUUUGCGUCAAACCAUAUCAAACGCUCGCGCAUCAAAGGUUUCAGUUCAGCGGGCCGAUUUCCUCAACCUUGAUCCAUCUGAUUACCAAGAUGUGAAAUACAUCCUAGUCGAUCCGUCCUGUUCGGGAACAGGAAUUGUCAACCGAUUGGACCCGAAAAGAAAGCCAGAAGAAGGAGCUAGUUUGGAACUUCGUCUGAAACGAUUGAGUUCCUUGCAGUCACGGCUAGUGGAACACGCUGCUACUUUCCCUUCCGUUGAACGAAUCGUAUAUUCUACCUGCUCGAUUCAUGAAGAGGAGAACGAAGCUGUCGUUAGACAAGUCCUUUCAAAAAUCGGGAACUCGUUUCGUUUGGAUGAAGCAUUGCCUUGGUGGCCGAGACGGGGAACAAACAGUUAUGAUAACCCACCGGAUGACAUAAUAGGCCUGAAAUGCGUUAGGGCUGAAGCUGAAAAAGACUUGACUAAUGGAUUUUUUAUUGCUCUAUUCGUUCGAGUGGGAGAAAGUUGAAGUUGAGUUGGUUUAUCUGCGAAAAAUUACCUCUAUGUUCACUGAGAAAAUUUACCAGUUCUCUUUAUAGAGUUUUGACUUUUAAAAUACAGCCAACUUUCACCUCGAAA